AUGCUCUCUCUGCAGUAUGGAUUUAUCAACACCUGUUUGAAGUCGCUGGUUGUUGACAAGUUUGGCGAGGAGACAUGGAUGAAGCUCAGAGAUGAGGCCGGGGUUCAAGAUACAUUCUUGACAUAUGAAGUGUACAAAGACGACAUCACCAUGCAACUGGUGGCUGCGGCCUGCAAGCUACUGGAUGUUAAACCAGAGGUGGUGUUGAGACAAUUUGGGGAAUACUUUUUUGACUUUUGUAAACGAUCUGGAUACGACCACAUGUUACGGACUCUGGGAGGGAACCUGUUCGAGUUUAUCGAGAAUCUGGAUGCACUGCACAGCUACCUCGCCCUUUCUUACAAGGAGAUGAACGCGCCGUCAUUUCGAGCGGAGAGGAACGAUGACGGCACGAUGUUUCUUCACUAUUACUCCGACCGCCAAGGCCUAUGCCAAAUUGUACCCGGUAUCAUUGAAGCUGUAGCAAAAGACUUCUUCAACAGCGAGAUAACGAUGGAAAUCGUCAACCAAAUAGAGGAAGUAGAGAGGACAGGAAAGAAGGAGCAUGUAGUAUUCCUCGUCACUCAGAAACCGACGUUUUCGAAUGACAUACAGAAAUCAUUGCAGAGGAAACUCCAAUCUCGGGGAUUUUCCAUGUGUAGGAACCACUGGGAGACUAUGUUUACUUCAAUCAUAGGCAAACUCUUGAGAGGAUUUGAGCCAGUCUACCCGAAGAACCUUUGCAUCGACCUGAAGACAUUUUGCAAUGCCUUUCCCUUCCAUAUAGUGUUCGACAAGGAGCUGAUGGUGAGACAGGCAGGGGUGAACGUCCAGAAGAUCGUCCCCGGGCUGCAGACCAUGAGCAUUCACCUGGACCAGUACUUCAGUAUCGUCCACCCCGAGGUCACCUUCACCAUCUCCAGCAUCAGGAAGUUCAUCAACAGCCACUUUGUCCUGCAGACGCGACGGGACAUGAUGCCCGAGGCCUGGAGGGAUAGACCCAUGCUGGAGCUCAGAGGUCAGAUGUUGUGGAUGGAGUCUCUGCAGUGCAUGCUGUACCAGGCCUCCCCUUUGCUGCGAAGCCUCCACGAGCUGGAGGAGCGGAGCAUGCACAUCUCUGACAUCGCCCCUCACGACGUCACGCGGGACCUCAUCCUGCUCAACCAGCAGCGGCUGGCCGAGAUGGAGCUCUCCAACCAGCUGGAGAGGAAGAAGGAGGAGCUCCGACACCUGUCCCAGCAUCUGGAGGAGGAGAGGACCAAGACGGAGAACCUGCUGUACGCCAUGCUGCCCAAACAUGUGGCCAACCAGCUGAAGGAGGGGAAGAGAGUGGAAGCAGGAGAGUUCAAGGAGUGCACCAUCCUCUUCAGUGAUGUGGUCACCUUCACCGACAUCUGCUCGGAGUGUGAGCCCAUCCAGAUCGUCAACAUGCUCAACUCCAUGUACCUCAAGUUCGACCGGCUCACCACAGUACACACAGUUUACAAGGUGGAGACCAUAGGUGAUGCCUACAUGGUGGUAGGUGGCGUGCCCAUCCCGGUGUCCAGCCAUGCUGAGAGGGUGGCCAACUUUGCCCUGGGCAUGAUCAUAGCAGCUCGGGAGGUCAUCAACCCCAUCACAGGGGGGCCUAUCCAGAUCCGGGUGGGUGUACACAGCGGGCCGGUUCUAGCUGGUGUGGUGGGGGAGAAGAUGCCUCGGUACUGCCUGUUCGGAGACACAGUAAACACAGCGUCUCGCAUGGAGAGCCACGGCCUCCCCAACAAGAUCCACCUCAGCCCCAGUGUUUACCUGGUUCUGAAAGACAAGGGCUUCAUGUUCCAGGAGCGAGGGGAGAUCGAUGUGAAGGGGAAGGGCAGGAUGUCCACCUACUUCCUGGAAGGGAACCUGACCGUCACGGAGCACGAGCUCAUGGGCCGUUCAGUUAAGGAGGCCGACUCGGGCCGUGCGUCUGUCCAGUCGGCACGGGACUGCAACACAGAGGCAGCCCUGUACAGACCGGCCAUCCAGAGGGUGCAGAGUGAGGACAGGAAUCCUGCAGUGCCCAUGGAGUAUGGAGACAGCCUGACCGACCUGCCGCCCUCAGUCCAGCUCACUGACCCCCAGCCACAAGCCAGAGCCAAGAGCCUCAAAGGAAAACCUCGGGACUCAGAGAGCUACGGCAGUCUCUACAGUGACAACAAGUCAGUGGAGGGAGGUCUCCUCAACCCAGACCACCAGCUGACCAGAGCAACCUUGUCCCAGAGUCCCACUCCCAUAGAGGCUGAGGCUCCUCCUUCCACCAAACACAUCCGGACCAGUUUCUGUGUGGUCCUCUGA
Salvelinus namaycush (lake trout) is the source of this 2295-nucleotide messenger RNA. Its product is annotated as guanylate cyclase soluble subunit beta-2-like. Gene Ontology annotation, molecular function: heme binding; guanylate cyclase activity. The record is from RefSeq and is a predicted model, not a curated record. The transcript has 15 exons. Bases 1 to 2295 code for a protein of 764 amino acids. Gene Ontology annotation, biological process: cGMP biosynthetic process; response to oxygen levels. Gene Ontology annotation, cellular component: guanylate cyclase complex, soluble. NCBI's taxonomy places the organism in Eukaryota, Metazoa, Chordata, Actinopteri, Salmoniformes, Salmonidae.